UCCCACCAGCCUCCCUCCAGCCUCCCUCCAGCCUCCCACCAGCCUCCCACCAGCCUCCCACCAGCCCGCCCCCCGCAAGGGGCGGCCGCUGUCUGAGCGCAGCGCUCCACUCAGCCGGUGCCGGGGCGACACCCACCGCGGUGCAUCACCCGCCCCACCACCUAACAACAACAACAACCACCACCAUCACGCCCUUCUCCACCCAACCCCGCCUCUCGCAACCGCCUCCUCCGGCUAUAAAAGGGAGGUGAGUGGCCGCUGGGCAGCGAGAUUCCUGGCGAGACCUCAAGCCACGCUCACAGACAAACAGGCAAACAAACAGGCAAACAAACAGGCAAACAAACAGGCAAACAAACAGACAGAUAGACAGCCAGACAGACAGACAGCCAGUAGCUGUGUGUGCACGCACGCCGACGUGAGGUCCACACAGGAGAGAUCUCGCACACGCAUUAAUCCACUCACCCCACUCACCAAACCAACCUCUCUGCGUGUCUCACUGCACCACCCCACUCUGACGUUCCAAAGUAAUCCUGGGGGGACUUCCCGAGUCGCCAGCGCCGCUCGCAAACGGCAACCCGUGCUUCGUUCCACGCGACUUCCACACAACAUUGGCCGCGAUGGCUCCCAGACAGCAGCAGCAGCAGCAGGAGUACGUCGUCCCGACCAAGAACUGCCACCGAAUGGUGGUGCUGGGUUCAUCCAAAGUGGGGAAGACGGCGCUGGUGGCCCGCUUCCUCACGGGUCGCUACGAGGACACCUACACCCCGACCAUCGAGGACUUCCACCGCAAGCUGUACCGCAUCAGGGGGGAGCUCUACCAGCUGGACGUCCUCGACACUUCGGGGAAUCAUCCCUUCCCGGCCAUGAGGCGCCUCUCCAUCCUGACCGGUGACAUCUUCGUGCUGGUAUUCAGCCUGGACAACCGCGAGUCUCUGCACGAGGCGUGCCGCCUGCGCGAACAGAUCCUGCAGACCAAGGCGUGCCUGCGCAACCGGCCGACGCACUCCCUGGACGACGUGCCCAUCGUCAUCUGCGCCAACAAGGCGGAGCCGGCGUCGCAGCAGCAGCAGCAGCUGGCCCCCGGGGCUGCUGCUGCUGCUGGAGACAGCCCCGGGGGCCAGCAGCAACAGCAGCUGCAGCUGGCCCCCGGGGCUGCUGCUGCUGCUAUUGCUGCUGCUGCUACUGCUGCUGCUGCGGGAGACAGCCCCGGGGGCGCCGAUCCCUCGCAGCCUCCCGGGGCGCUGUCCCGGGACGAGGUUCUGGCCGUGCUGGGGGCCGGCGUGCCGUACUUCGAGGUGAGCGCCAAGCGCAACCAUGGCGUGGACGAGAUGUUCCACGCGCUCUUCACGCUGGCGGGGCUGCCCCGAGAGAUGAGCCCUGCCCUGCACCGACGCGUCUCGGCGCUGCCCUGCCCGGGAAGGGGCGGCGGCGGCGGCGGCGGAGGAGGAGCGGGGGUGGAAGGGGACAGCGACUGUGACAGGCAGCCUGGCGGGCACGGCAAGAGCAGCCUGUGCGGGGGCUCGGGCUCGAAGGCGAUGGACGCGUGGGGCCUGGUGGCCACGUGCGCGCGCAGGCCCAGCGUGCACAGCGACUUGCUGUACGUGCGCCAGAAGGCGCUGCUGUGUCGCUCGCAGAGCAAAGAGCGCUCGGACAAGUGCUGCAUCAUGUGAUCAAGUGCUGCAUCAUGAUGUGAAGAAGUGCUGCAUCAUGUGAUCAAGUGCUGCAUCAUGAUGUGAAGAAGUGCUGCAUCAUGAUGUGAAGAAGUGCUGCAUCACGUGAAUUCGUGCUCCAUCGUGAUGUGAAGGGGUGCUGCACCACACAAACAAGUUCUGCAUCUUCUUUGGUUCUUUCGGUAAAGUCACGUAGAAUGAGAAUAAAAUAAUAAAAUAAAAUAAGACAAUAAAAUUCUCACGACGUUUCGGCCACAACACA
Molecule: messenger RNA, 1932 nt
Organism: Petromyzon marinus (sea lamprey)
Lineage: Eukaryota; Metazoa; Chordata; Hyperoartia; Petromyzontiformes; Petromyzontidae
Gene: RASD1
Product: ras related dexamethasone induced 1
Biological process (GO): signal transduction
Molecular function (GO): GTP binding; G-protein beta-subunit binding; GTPase activity
Source: RefSeq, a predicted model, not a curated record